GCGACAAUUUAACAACUGGCACAGUCUACCCUUCGACACAAGUCAAAGAUCCCACACAACAGCUCUACAAAAUGUUCAAAUUGUUCGUUCUCGCUGCUCUGCUCGCCGUGGCUGCCGCUCGUCCCGGCCAUUUGGCUGCCGCACCGCUCGUCUACAGCGCACCCACAGCCUAUGUACAGGAGCCUGCUCUGGCCAAGAUUGGCGCCGUCGUGAAGAGUGUGCCCACCGCUGUCUCACACCAGAGUGUCACUCAGGUGCACAGCACACCCGUCGUUGAGGAUGUGGUUGCGCCCGUUGUGAAGACCACGGUGCAUGCCGCGCCCGUAACCACCUAUGCGGCAGCUGCGCCCGCCGUUGCCACCUACUCGGCGGUUGCUCCGGUGGCCACCUACUCGGCCCUUCCGACCACAUAUGCCGCCCAUGUGCCCUAUGUGAAGAGCGUGUCGCCACUGGCCUAUUCCGCACCGCUGGCCUACUCUGCACCACUGCUGCACCACGCACCACUGACAUACGCAGCCAGCGCCUGGUAAGAGCGAGAACGAAAGAGUUUGAUAUGAAACUACGAUGUUGAUUUGUGUCCCACCACGAAAAUAAAAUCCAGAAACCAAUCGAA
This is a messenger RNA of Drosophila virilis, 613 nucleotides long. RefSeq lists its product as uncharacterized. The record is from RefSeq and is a predicted model, not a curated record. Lineage: Eukaryota; Metazoa; Arthropoda; Insecta; Diptera; Drosophilidae.